Messenger RNA from Leptosia nina, 642 nucleotides. The record is from the annotation of a GenBank genome assembly. NCBI's taxonomy places the organism in Eukaryota, Metazoa, Arthropoda, Insecta, Lepidoptera, Pieridae.
AUGGGUAAAACCAGCAAAGUCGUGGUUUGCGGAAUGAAAGGGGUUGGUAAAACAGCGAUACUGGAACAGCUAAUUUACGGGUGUGUGAAUUUAAAGUCCUCCUUUUAUCCAACUAUUGAAGACAUCUACGUUGCUAAUAUAGAAACCGAUCGAGGGACUAAGGAGAGGGUAUGUUUCUAUGAUACAGCUGGUCUGGAGCCCCCUAUCACAGGGCCUCCACAAUCACCAACAAUGCAGCUGACGGCUAAUCAAGUUCUACAGCGGCAUUACCUGGGUUUUGCUGAAGGCUUUGUUAUGGUGUAUGACACAACAAAGCCAGAAUCACUUGAUGUACUUAUGUAUUUAAAGAAAGAUGUUGAUAGGAAUAAAGAUAAAAAAGAGGUAGUCAUGCUAGUCAUAGGCAAUCGAACUGGACCCGACGACAUUAACUGUCUUGAAAACACAUGCUCAAAAGCUGCUAACUGGUGUGCCAGGGAGAAAGUACGACAUUUCGAAGUAUCUGCAAUGGACCGACCAUCAUUAUAUGAACCAUUUAUAUUUAUGACAUCAAAGCUCAAUCCGGUUCAGAAUAAAACAGCUUUUCCACAGCUAAGUACUUUGAGCAAACUGACUCAGAAGAAUAAUCGUAGCGAUGCUAUGUAA